Racocetra persica is the source of this 372-nucleotide messenger RNA. The record is from the annotation of a GenBank genome assembly. NCBI's taxonomy places the organism in Eukaryota, Fungi, Glomeromycota, Glomeromycetes, Diversisporales, Gigasporaceae.
AUGACCAGAGGAAUACUUGCUAUUCAUAUUGGUAAGGGUAAAGAUUUAAAGAAAACUGAUGAUUUCGGCGACCCAUAUGUAGAAAUUUGGUUAGAUAAUUCCGCUCAAAAAUUCAAGACUGAAGCGAGAAGAGAUACUUCUACACCUGUUUGGGAUAAGAAAUAUCAUUACAACGUCACUAAUCAAUGUGAACUUAAUGUUAGAGUCAUGGAUGAAGAUAUUUUAUCGGAUGACUUGAUUGGAACAAGCAAAGUAGAUAUCUCAUCCGUCUACAAAGAUUAUUACUUAGAUACUUGGAUUAAUUUGCCCGAUGUGGAUGGCAAACACCGAGAUGGCCAAAUUCGUUUAAUUUUAGAAUUCUUUCCUCAUUAA